Monosiga brevicollis MX1 is the source of this 1047-nucleotide messenger RNA. RefSeq lists its product as uncharacterized. The transcript has 4 exons. The coding region runs from base 1 to 1047 and encodes 348 amino acids. The record is from RefSeq and is a predicted model, not a curated record. Gene Ontology annotation, cellular component: heterotrimeric G-protein complex. Gene Ontology annotation, molecular function: G-protein beta/gamma-subunit complex binding; G protein-coupled receptor binding; guanyl nucleotide binding. Gene Ontology annotation, biological process: adenylate cyclase-modulating G protein-coupled receptor signaling pathway. Lineage: Eukaryota; Choanoflagellata; Craspedida; Salpingoecidae.
AUGCCGUGCGGUCCCCCAGACGAGACGCGGCGGCGCUCACUGGCCAUUGACCGCCAGUUGCGCAAGGAGCGCAUGAGCAAACAGCGCGAAUACAAAAUUCUACUCCUGGGCACGGGCGAGAGCGGCAAAUCUACCAUCAUCAAACAGAUGCGCAUCAUCUACGGUCAAGGCUUUAACGAAUCCGAUCGCCUAGCCUACAAACCCCUCGUCUAUCGCAACAUCAUCACUUCCAUGAAGCGCAUGCUUGAUGCCCUCGACCAACUCAGCCUUCAACUCGCCGACUCCAGCUUGGAAGAGGAUGCUUACGACAAACUCGAUGUGGAUGUCAACACCGUCGACGCCAUCGAGCCAUACUACCCCCUGCUCAAGAAGCUGUGGAACGACAACGGCAUUCAACAGGUCUUUCAACGGCGCAACGAAUACCAGCUCUCCGACUCAACCGCCUACUACUACAAUCGCCUCGAUGCCGUGGCCGCUGCCGACUACAUACCCACCGUUGACGAUGUCCUCCGCUCCCGUCAAGCCACCACCGGCAUCCACGAGUUUGAGUUUGAUCUCGACUCGGUUGUCUUCCGCAUGAUGGAUGUCGGAGGCCAGCGCUCCGAACGCCGCAAAUGGAUCCACUCUUUUGAGGGCGUAACCUCUAUUAUAUUCAUUGCCGCUUGCAACGAGUAUGAUCAAGUCCUUGCGGAGGAUACCAAUGUCAACCGCAUGCAAGAAUCCCUCGCCCUCUUUGGCCAGAUCAUCCAGUACCACUGGUUUGCCAACAGUAGCUUCAUCCUUUUCCUGAACAAACAAGAUCUGCUCGAAGAAAAGGUCAAGACUCACCCCAUCAAGCCCUUCUUCCCCGACUACACAGGCCAAGAGGGUGAUUAUGAGAACAUUAAAAAGUUUAUCGAAACAAUGUACCGCUCGCGGAAGCCUGCGGGCAAGGACCUCUACACGCAUUUUACCAUGGCCACAGACACCUCUAAUAUCCAAUUCGUCUUCAAUGCCGUUCGAAGCACUCUAUUACGGAUCCAUCUCAAAGACUACAACCUAUUUUAA